UUGUCUGUUCUUCGUCGUCGAGCUCGCGUGCUUGCUUGGUUCUGGUCCUGUCGACAUUCUGAUCCCGUGGAGGUUUUUCUCAUUUCUUCUAGUUACGUAUGUGUUUAUUAGUAGUGUAGUCCGGCCUGUGAGGCUAGGGUUACAUGAAAUGACGUAGUAUCGAAGUUGGGUUUGAAGCACUUUGGAGAUUGAGUGGUGGUGUAGGAGGAUCGAAGAGUUUUGGGAGUUGGAGGAAAGGAGGGGAGGAAAUGGGGCAGGGGCAGUCGGGAGGAUUGCCAAAGCAGGGUCCUGGCGGGGACCGCACCAAGGGAGAUGGUGGCAAGAAGGAGAAGAAGUACGAGCCCGCGGCACCGCCGUCACGCGUUGGACGCAAGCAGCGGAAACAGAAGGGUUCCGAGGCUGCGGCGCGGUUGCCCGUGGUCACUCCCGCGACCAAAUGUAAGCUGCGAUUGCUGAAGCUGGAACGUGUGAAGGAUUAUUUAUUGAUGGAGGAGGAAUUUGUGACGAAUCAGGAGCGGUUGAAGCCGCAGGAGGAUAAGAACGAGGAGGACCGGUCGAAGGUUGAUGACCUGCGAGGGUCGCCAAUGAGCGUUGGUAACUUGGAGGAAAUCAUUGACGAGAAUCACGCUAUUGUGUCAUCGUCCGUGGGUCCUGAGUAUUAUGUGAAUAUUUUAUCGUUCGUGGACAAGGAUCAGCUCGAGCCUGGUUGCGCAAUCCUCAUGCACAACAAGGUCCUUUCAGUUGUGGGAUUGCUGCAAGAUGACGUGGACCCAAUGGUUUCUGUUAUGAAAGUUGAAAAAGCUCCUCUAGAGUCAUAUGCUGACAUUGGUGGAUUAGACCCUCAGAUUCAAGAAAUCAAGGAAGCAGUGGAGCUACCUCUAACACAUCCAGAGCUUUAUGAGGAUAUUGGUAUCAAGCCUCCCAAGGGUGUAAUUUUGUAUGGUGAACCAGGAACUGGAAAGACGCUCCUUGCUAAGGCUGUUGCAAAUUCCACGUCUGCUACAUUUCUCCGCGUUGUUGGGAGUGAGCUGAUACAGAAGUAUCUGGGUGAUGGACCAAAGUUGGUACGAGAGUUGUUUCGGGUUGCAGACGAAUUGUCUCCUACCAUCGUCUUUAUUGACGAAAUUGAUGCCGUCGGUACGAAGAGAUACGAUGCUCACUCCGGUGGAGAACGAGAAAUUCAGCGGACUAUGUUGGAGUUGUUGAAUCAGUUGGAUGGAUUUGAUGCUCGUGGUGACGUAAAAGUCAUUCUGGCUACUAAUCGUAUCGAAAGCCUGGAUCCGGCUCUGCUUCGACCUGGUAGAAUUGAUCGCAAGAUUGAGUUUCCAUUGCCAGAUAUCAAAACCAAGAGGAGAAUUUUCCAGAUUCAUACUUCUAGAAUGACUAUGGCUGAUGAUGUAAACCUAGAGGAGUUUGUGAUGACCAAAGAUGAGUUUUCUGGUGCUGACAUUAAAGCUAUCUGUACGGAAGCUGGUCUUCUUGCAUUGCGUGAGCGCCGCAUGAAGGUGACUCAAGUCGAUUUCAAGAAGGCUAAAGAGAAAGUGAUGUAUAAGAAGAAGGAGGGCGUGCCUGAGGGUUUGUACAUGUAGAGUAUUCAGUACAGGUGGUAAACUUUCCUGUAUAUUUGCCUUACGUGUCUUUCGAUUCAAUUGGUUCAUUGUUAUCCUUACCAAGAUCAAUUGUGUAUGGCUUGGUGAUUGGAAGUUAAUUAGAAGGGAAAUCAUUUCUGAUGUUUUUUUUUCUCCCCUUCUGGAUCUUUUAGGUAAGCUUUUAUCUAUACUCGAUUAAGAAUAAUUUUGAUGAGUUCUUCAUUGAAUGCUGCUAGAUUCACCUGAAGUGAACACUUCCUAGGCAGUCAGAAACUUCAUCAAGUACCUUCACCUUGACAGUCUGCGUGGUAUGACUAGCAGCAGCAUUUAAGGUAGCCGACCCAUAAAAUGUGUAUUUAAGGUAAAGGUAGCCGUCCCAUAAAGUAAUUCAUUGUUUUUGAGUGAGAUUGUUGUCACCAUUUUUCCUUGUUUCUGCUCAUCUCCGAAUCCUAUGUCACACAUCCACUAUUUUUCAACUGCCACAUAAAAUGUGUUCAAAUUUAGCUCAUA
This is a messenger RNA of Physcomitrium patens, 2099 nucleotides long. Its product is annotated as 26S proteasome regulatory subunit 4 homolog B. The record is from RefSeq and is a predicted model, not a curated record. Lineage: Eukaryota; Viridiplantae; Streptophyta; Bryopsida; Funariales; Funariaceae. Gene Ontology annotation, molecular function: ATP hydrolysis activity; ATP binding.